CCAUUAUCAAUAUCGGUGAGGAAGCAGGAAGAAACCGAGGUUGCUGCUAACAACAACUGUUUCCCCUUUUUCCAGAUGAGAGGGGAGAUAGGGAAGCAGGGCAGCAGGAGACUGCACGGCCUCAGCAGGCUGCUUUACUGGGCAGCUAGCAGGCUGAGACGCAUGGCAGAGACGUGUUAUGAGUGCCAUUUCGGCAGGUGUUUCGAGCAACGAAGACGGACAAGUUCCUCUCCGAAGCCCUUGUGCAGCCGUGCGUAAGGCACAGACCCGGGGGGCUCACCCUGCCGAGCACUCGUGCAACGAUUUCUUCUCACAGACGUUGUUUCAGAGGCUGUUGCUUUAGAAGCACUGUGACUGCGCUGGAAUGAGAAAAGGGAAACGUAGCCACCAACUACAGAUAGAGACGAAAGAAAAAGCCAGUUUGCCAAAAGAUUCAGUACAUCUUUCCAAUGGAAAAAACAUUCAGACCAGUGGAGAUCUCUUCUAAGAAUAGCCAAACGUGGACCUGCACAUGGAAAGCCUUACAGCGGAAAUGGAAAGACUAAAACCUACCAGGGAGCGACGGAGCGUCGGACGCGGCGCGGCAGGCUCUGUUGCAAAAUGUGAAAAUGAAGGGGAAGUUCUACAGAUACCAUUUAUCACAGACAACCCUUGUAUAAUGUGCGUUUGCCUGAAUAAGGAAGUGACAUGCAAAAGAGAGAAGUGCCCAGUGCUUUCCAAGGACUGUGCUCUCGUCAUUAAGCAGAGAGGAGCUUGCUGUGAGCGCUGCAAAGAUUGCAGUUUUGGGGGAAUUACAUACAACAGCUCGAUGAAAUGGCACUUCCCGACCAAUCCCUGUAUUACAUAUCAGUGCCAGGAGGGAGUGAUAAUAGAGUCGGAGGUACAGUGUGUUGUCCAUUGCAAAAACCCUUCCAAGCUCAUAGGAAUGUGUUGCCCUGUGUGUCCAGGUUGUAUAUUUGAAGGGAGACAUUACAAUGAAGGAGAAGAAUUUCGGCCUGAAGGAAACAAAUGCACCAAGUGCUCUUGUAUUGGAGGCAGAACACAGUGCAUCCGAGAAGUCUGCCCCAUUCUCUCCUGUCCCCAGCAUCUCAGUCACAUGCCUGCUGGACAGUGUUGCCCCAAAUGUUUAGGACAGAGGAAAGUGUUUGACCUCCCAUUUGGAAGCUGCCUCUUUCAUAGCAACGUGUAUGAUAAUGGGUCCUCAUUUAUUUAUGACAACUGCACAAUGUGUACAUGCAAGGAUUCAACAGUGAUAUGUAAGAAGAGAUGCUUACUACCUGGAGAAUGCAAUAAAAACAAAGACCAGUGCUGCAAGGAAUGUGUAUCAUAUAUCUCUCCUGAGGAAGUGAAAGUGUGCAAGUUCGGCAAUAAGAUCUUCCAGGUAGCGUUUCAGGAUGGAGAGAUGUGGUCCUCUGUUAACUGCACCAUCUGUGCUUGUGUGAAAGGCAAGACGGAAUGUCGCAAGAAACAGUGUGUUCCAGUCAACAGCUGUCCUAAUGGUAAAAUCCUGAACAGAAAAGGAUGCUGUCCUAUUUGCACUGAAAAGCCUGGAGUUUGCACUGUAUUUGGAGACCCUCACUACAACACUUUUGAUGGACGGACAUUUAACUUUCAGGGAACAUGUCAGUACGUUUUGACGAAAGACUGCUCCUCCUCUGCCUCGCCCUUCCAGGUGCUGGUAAAAAACGAUGCCCGUCGGACCCGUUCUUUCUCCUGGACAAAAUCUGUGGACCUUGUGCUGGGCAGAAGCACUAUCAGCCUCCAGCAGCACCUCACAGUGAAGUGGAAUGGGACCCGCAUCUCACUACCUUGCGAGACACCACAAUUUCAGAUCGAUUUGGAUGGUUAUUUGCUGAAAGUCACAACGAAAGCAGGCUUGGAAAUCUCAUGGGAUGGAGACAGUUUUGUGGAAGUCAUGGCUGCACCACAUCUGAAGGGCAAACUCUGCGGUCUCUGCGGCAAUUACAACGGGCACAAGCGAGAUGACCUGAUUGGGGGGGAUGGGAAUUUUAAGUUCGAUGUGGACGACUUUGCCGAGUCCUGGCGCGUGGAGUCAAAUGAGUUCUGCAGUCGCCCGCAGAGGAAACCUGUGCCCGAGCUCUGCCAUGGGACAGUGAGGGUGAAACUCCGGGCCCACCGAGAGUGCCAGAAACUCAAAGCCUGGGAGUUUCAGAGCUGUCACUCGACGGUGGACUAUACCACGUUUUAUCGGUCCUGCGUGACAGACAUGUGUGAAUGUCCCGUUCAUAAAAACUGCUACUGUGAGUCAUUCCUGGCCUAUGCCCGAGCCUGUCAGAGGGAAGGCUUGAAAGUCCAGUGGAUCCCUGAGCAGAACUGUGCAGCAACUCAGUGUAAACACGGUGCAGUUUACGAUACGUGUGGUCCUGGAUGCGUCAAAACAUGUGACAACUGGAAUGAGAUUGGCCCAUGCAACAAGCCUUGCAUUGCAGGGUGCCACUGUCCAGCAAAUUUAGUUCUUCACAAAGGAAGAUGCAUCAAGCCAGUCCUAUGUCCACAGCGAUGACAUUAGUUCUCUCUCCACGGACACUAACGUGGGCGUCACUGAUGCCUUUGAAGCUCACAGCCGGUGAAGGACUGCAGCUGUUUGUUUGUGUACAGAUUCGGCAAAGUACACGACUACUCAGAGUGUAAAUAUGCUCCUGUGUUUUUUAUGUAUGUUUAGGUAUGCACACACGAGCAUCUAUAAAGAUGCAUAAAUGUAUCCUGUGUGUAUGUAGAUAUACAUAUCUAUACACAAGUGCCCUGAACGUAAGUACAACCCAUAUAUUUAAAUAUGUAUGUACACACACACCCAAAUAUACAUCAUUUCUAUAUAUCAUAGAAGGAUGAAUUAUUAUAUGUAUAUUUUUUGCUAUAAAGUUUAUGUAUUAAUAUUUCUAGGAUGCUAAUCUGUAAGUCAUGUGAGUCAUUGUAAAAAUAAACCAGGUGUUUUUAAUAUAAUGUAGUGGCAUGAAAAGAUUGGAUGACUUUGCCAUUGCAUAAGUUUGUCGUUUCCAAGGAAACUUUUCUAGGGCCAUAGCAUUGCCAGACUGGAUUAGUUUCAGCACAGAACCUGGAUUUACAGUUGUACAGGAAACACAUUUCUCUGGAGAUGGAGGAUUUAUCUAGGAGUAUUUCAUGUGUACCUCAGAGCUGCGUAGUGAUUGGUGACAGUGCUUAAUCAUGCAGAGAAAGCUAGGGAUCAGCUUUUAUGCUUUACUGAAAUUACUGUGCAAAAGGAUUUCCAAAGCUGAUUGGCCAGCUGCCAGCCUAGAGAUAUUUCUUUCUGUAACAGCACCAAAGAGUCAGGGGGCAGAUUUUCAGUAGUGCUGGGGCACCCAGCAGCUUGCUUUGAAAAUGUGACCGCUUCCCAUUUCAUAUCCUAAUACUCCUUCUAUGCUGUUGUGUUUGGCAGUAGCUGUGAAUACACAAUAAGGAGCAUGAAGAAAAUAUUCAUGUACGUUUUUGCCCCUUUAACAUGUUCUAAACUGCUGGGUUUGUUUCAUAUUUCCCCAAAACGUUAUGCAGAAAGCAAAUCCCACUGUGAACUGGAGUUUUUGAUUUCAGUGCGCCUUAAAACAUGAAAUAAUGCUGGGUUUAGUAACUCAUUUAAUUUAUCGGCAUGGUUAAGAAGAAAGACAAACUCUCCCUUUCAGAAAAACAGCAGAGAAUGUCAAAUGCUAACCGGAGAACUGCAAUUUAUUUCCUUAUUGGUCUUUUGCUUGAGGUUUACGAACAUGUGGGCUCUGUGAAGUUUGCUUGACUUUUGAAGUCUCCCAGGGGAGAAGCAAUAAUAUGGGAUUUCAUUAGAAACUGUUAAAAAAGCCAUACAACUUUCUCAAGCCUGGGGGGGGGGGGGGGGGGGGGAUAUUUUUCUUCCACUGGAAAACCUCGUGUAGAGCCUGAUGGAAUGUUCUCUGGAGAUGAUAAAAAUCUUUGGGCAUCUGAUUUGGGUUUAUAGUGAAGUAAUAUCCUCCCACAUAGCUACUUCCAUUAUGCCUUGCAUUGAAAUUGCACAUUGUAACGCUUUGAACAAUUUUCUUCCUUAAUUCCUCACUCUCCGGGAAGCUUCACAAAGUCUGAGUUUGCAGUGAGUGAGUGAGUGCGACACACUUGGCUUACACAACCUGUCUGUGAGCCUCUCAUAGGAGAAGAUGUUGAGAAAGCGUGGUUAGCUUAGGCCCUCCACUCUCCAAAAUGCUGUACCACCACAGCAUUAAAAAGAGCUGGGUAAAUAAUGCCAGGAGCGUUCCACGGAUGUUUGUCCAAAUCUUAAAUAAAUUCAGCUUGAUCUUUU
Molecule: messenger RNA, 4297 nt
Organism: Struthio camelus australis
Lineage: Eukaryota; Metazoa; Chordata; Aves; Struthioniformes; Struthionidae
Gene: BMPER
Product: BMP binding endothelial regulator
Cellular component (GO): extracellular region
Molecular function (GO): protein binding
Source: RefSeq, a predicted model, not a curated record